Molecule: messenger RNA, 1991 nt
Organism: Diceros bicornis minor
Lineage: Eukaryota; Metazoa; Chordata; Mammalia; Perissodactyla; Rhinocerotidae
Gene: KCNA1
Product: potassium voltage-gated channel subfamily A member 1
Exons: 1
Coding region: 324-1811 (495 amino acids)
Biological process (GO): potassium ion transmembrane transport; protein homooligomerization
Cellular component (GO): membrane; neuronal cell body; synapse
Molecular function (GO): delayed rectifier potassium channel activity; protein binding
Source: RefSeq, a predicted model, not a curated record
CGCUAGAACGGCACUGCGUUAAGGCACCUCGGAGCAGGAAGAAGUACCAACCCUCCCCCCGACCCCACCCCUCCGCAAAAAGCUGCACCCUGGCUACAGGCAAGGGGGAUUCCAAACUCAGUAAAGGCAGGGUGGAGGGGAAGGUAACGAGAAGCGAAGUCACAGAUCUCUGGACCUGCUCGCUUUGAAGCCCCUCCCCCUGAGCGUGGGGGAGACGCGCACUCCGGUGGGGGGGGCGCUCGGGUCCCCCCCACCCCUCCUCUCUCGCUCGUUUCCACCUCGGGCUCUCUCCCGGUCUCUCACCCCUACCCUCCGUUUGCACCAUGACGGUGAUGUCUGGAGAGAACGUGGACGAGGCUUCGGCCGCCCCGGGCCACCCCCAGGAUGGCAUCUACCCGCGGCCGGCCGACCACGACGACCACGAGUGCUGCGAGCGCGUGGUGAUCAACAUCUCCGGGCUGCGCUUCGAGACGCAGCUCAAGACCCUGGCGCAGUUCCCCAACACGCUGCUGGGCAACCCUAAGAAACGCAUGCGCUACUUCGACCCCCUGAGGAACGAGUACUUCUUCGACCGCAACCGGCCCAGCUUCGACGCCAUCCUCUACUACUACCAGUCCGGGGGCCGCCUGCGGAGGCCGGUCAACGUGCCCCUGGACAUGUUCUCCGAGGAGAUCAAGUUUUACGAGCUGGGCGAGGAGGCCAUGGACAAGUUCAGGGAAGACGAGGGCUUCAUCAAGGAGGAGGAGCGCCCUCUGCCCGAGAAGGAGUACCAGCGCCAGGUGUGGCUGCUCUUCGAGUACCCCGAGAGCUCGGGGCCCGCCCGGGUCAUCGCCAUCGUCUCCGUCAUGGUCAUCCUCAUCUCCAUCGUCAUCUUUUGCCUGGAGACUCUACCCGAGCUGAAGGAUGACAAGGACUUCACAGGCACCAUCCAUCGCAUCGACAACACCACGGUUAUCUACAACUCCAACAUCUUCACGGACCCCUUCUUCAUCGUGGAAACCCUGUGCAUCAUCUGGUUCUCCUUCGAGCUGGUGGUGCGCUUCUUCGCCUGCCCCAGCAAGACGGACUUCUUCAAAAACAUCAUGAACUUCAUCGACAUUGUGGCCAUCAUUCCCUAUUUCAUCACCCUAGGCACCGAGAUAGCUGAGCAGGAGGGAAACCAGAAGGGCGAGCAGGCCACUUCGCUGGCCAUCCUCAGGGUCAUCCGGUUGGUAAGGGUUUUUAGAAUCUUCAAACUCUCCCGCCACUCUAAGGGCCUCCAGAUCCUGGGCCAGACCCUCAAAGCUAGUAUGAGAGAGCUAGGGCUGCUCAUCUUUUUCCUCUUCAUCGGGGUCAUACUGUUCUCUAGCGCAGUGUACUUUGCCGAGGCGGAAGAAGCUGAGUCGCACUUCUCCAGUAUCCCCGAUGCUUUCUGGUGGGCGGUGGUGUCCAUGACCACUGUAGGAUACGGUGACAUGUACCCUGUGACAAUUGGAGGCAAGAUCGUGGGCUCCUUGUGUGCCAUCGCUGGUGUGCUGACAAUUGCCCUGCCCGUACCUGUCAUUGUGUCCAAUUUCAACUAUUUCUACCACCGAGAAACUGAGGGGGAAGAGCAGGCUCAGUUGCUCCACGUUAGCUCCCCUAAUUUAGCCUCUGACAGUGACCUCAGUCGGCGCAGUUCCUCUACUGUCAGCAAGUCUGAGUACAUGGAGAUCGAAGAGGAUCUGAAUAAUAGCAUAGCCCAUUACAGACAGGCCAAUAUCAGAACUGCCAAUUGCACCGCAGCUAACCAAAACUGUGUUAAUAAGAGCAAGCUACUGACUGAUGUUUAAAAAGCCAAGCAAACAAACAAAAAAACCCCACUUAGCAGCUUGAAAGACUUGAAACACAAAACAAAACAAAAACCAUAGUGACCCAUGUCACUCUUUGUAGAUACUUGAUACGCUCUAUUUAACUGUCAAUGCAUUGUUGCAUUGCGGAUUUUGGGGGUGAUGAACCAGAAGCUUUCAAGA